UAACAAAAUAAACCCUUUUGCGAUGGUAAAGCUGGUGCUAAAUCUUGUGAUUCUGAGCCUGCUGCUUAGCUUGGCAUUGGCACUCAAUCGGAAGUUGAUGGAAACUCGAAAGAAAAUUUGCUUGGAACCUAGUUCAUAUGGCACUUGCAAAGCAAGGCAAUUGCGAUUCUAUUACGAUGCAUCGUCCAACUCUUGCAACGCGUUCUACUACAGUGGCUGCGGUGGCACACAAAAUCGAUUCGCAAGCCAAACACAAUGCUGGGACUACUGCAUGGACCCGGAGAUCAUUUACGAAAUUUAGUAGGAGUUCUAUAUGUUGAAAAGGGUAGAUGUAAAUCUAUUUUGCUUUUAAAUCUUAAGCUAUAAUAAAGGCAAUCCAGAUGCUAGCAAGCUUA
This is a messenger RNA of Drosophila guanche, 395 nucleotides long. Its product is annotated as kunitz-type serine protease inhibitor HCRG2-like. NCBI's taxonomy places the organism in Eukaryota, Metazoa, Arthropoda, Insecta, Diptera, Drosophilidae. The record is from RefSeq and is a predicted model, not a curated record. The coding region runs from base 23 to 301 and encodes 92 amino acids. Gene Ontology annotation, molecular function: serine-type endopeptidase inhibitor activity. The transcript is spliced from 2 exons.